Molecule: messenger RNA, 1530 nt
Organism: Podospora pseudocomata
Lineage: Eukaryota; Fungi; Ascomycota; Sordariomycetes; Sordariales; Podosporaceae
Exons: 1
Coding region: 1-1530 (509 amino acids)
Biological process (GO): regulation of transcription by RNA polymerase II
Molecular function (GO): DNA-binding transcription factor activity, RNA polymerase II-specific; RNA polymerase II cis-regulatory region sequence-specific DNA binding; protein dimerization activity
Source: RefSeq, a predicted model, not a curated record
AUGUCACACCAUAGUUUUCCGAUGAAUGGCCAUGGAGGGAAUGGCGGAAUCGACCCAAACGACCUUUCCAUGGCCGGAAACUUUGGUUCAUCCUUCCAGAACAAUAACUUUUCUGGCGGCCAUACAAACACGAACAAUGUGUCGAACGGAUUCCUCGGCGAUGACGAGCUACUCGACAGUCUCACAAGCCCUAACCCGACAGAUCAUCAGGGCGGGUUGCAUGGCCAAGGGCAAGAUUUCGGCAUGGACAACAUGGGUGGAAUGGCUUUCUCCCACGGCGCUUACGGUUCGUCUCAUCACGGGUUAUCCAUCGACAAUUACUCGAGCACCCCCGACGGUGAUCCUAUUCAGAGCCCCUAUGUGCACCAACCGUACAACCAGUACCGCCCGAUGCAGCACCCCCAAUCGUAUGUCUCGAUGCAAUCGCCGCUCGCUUACACCCCAGAAUUGAACGAGCCGACCGACCUCCCUUUCAAACCAGUACGCCCUCCCAUGCCCCAAGUUAUGGGACGCAAGCCAUCGGCUCCGAGAGCGCCCACAGGAGCCACCAUGGGUCUCUCGAUCGGUUCAGACUCGACCUUUGCCCAACCUAUCAGACCAACUGGUCGUGUGGGCCACGAGAAGUCUCAUUCCGGACAGUGGAUGGGGACUCCUAAUAGUUUAUCCUCAUUUCCCGGAUCCGCGUCGGGCUUCUCAUCCCCCAUCACAGCGGGCAUGCACACUCAGAUGAGUGAGCUCCUCAAGGGAGGCGCUUCCAUGCCAGCCAAACUUGGGUCGCCGGCAGCGUCCACAGCCGAGCAAAAGAAGAAGAAGAGGAGAGAGUCCCACAACAUGGUCGAGCGUCGCCGACGAGACAACAUCAAUGAGAGAAUACAGGAUCUCAGCAAACUCGUCCCAACGCAUAGGCUUGAGGACGAAAAGGUCCGCAAAGCUCUUCAAAACGGCGGCACUCCCAUGUCCCCUGAUAGUGGCACUCCCGGCCAAGCCACGUCAUCGUUGGCCGGUCCUGGUGCUCGUGCUGCGGUCCGCGGUACCGCUGGAUCCAUCACGACUGGCUUGCCGAUGGAAGAGAAAGACAAGGGUCCCAACAAGGGCGAUAUUCUCAACGGCUCCGUUGCCUGGAUGCGGGAUCUCAUGUGGCUGGUCGAGCUCAAGAUUCACCAGGUGGAAGAGCUCUCAAACUCUCUCAUGGCUGCGGGCAUGAAGCUACCUUUUGAAAUCACCGAGGAUGAGCAGCGUAUGCAGUCAGAGGUCUUGGAUAUGAUGUCCAAAGAUCUUGGCAUCAAGUUCACCUACUCGCGUACUGACGGCUCUAAUCUUCGUGUGCCGGAUUUCACCGAUUACGCCGGCAAGAAGCUGAGUUCUGGGAAUAAUGGAACUUCGGGUGGCUACAUGCCGGUGAGCCCCAGUAAUGGCAUGGGCGGUCAUGACAUGCUGGACGCCGACGAUUUCCUGGACUACGACGAGGAUGAUAAUGACAAUGGGGCUUUCAAGUCGGAGGCCGAAUACGGCAGGAUGGAUAUGUCGUGA